Messenger RNA from Cyclocybe aegerita, 1596 nucleotides. NCBI's taxonomy places the organism in Eukaryota, Fungi, Basidiomycota, Agaricomycetes, Agaricales, Hemipholiotaceae. The record is from the annotation of a GenBank genome assembly.
AUGCCGACUGCAGAGCUCAUCCACAAUCCCCCGCUCAACUCGUACAACGUCCAGCAGCUCCAGUUCGCCCUCGACAAGCACGGCCCGUUCGACGUCGAGCCCGCCCCAGACUCCCAUCUAGUCCUCUACACAGACCGCCGCAUGUCCGGCUCCGCCACCUCCAACGCAGACACAGACUCCUCCGUCUCCCGCCCAGACAGGCGCUCCCAGUCCCCCCCUGCUAACGACAAGCUCGACGACCACGCAAAGGUCCAGCUCCCGUCGAUCUUCACCACCUUUGAGGACAACUACCGCCCCGACGCCCGCCGCGCGUCCCUCCCCGUCCUCCACUCCGAGAGUCGCGUCCGCCACGCCCCCUACCCCGCCACCAAUCUCCGCUCCAAUUACACCCCCGGCAACCAGUCCAAUCUCUCCAGCUACACCUUCCCCUCCGUCGACGAGCAGAACGCCAGCGACCGCGCCAACGGCCGCCCCCGCGUCUCCACCGACUACAACUCCUACGACUUCCAGCAGAAUGGCACCCCCCCGUCCUCCUCCCAGUUCACAUCCCCCUCCGUUUCCGACCUCCGCACACCAGGCAUCUCCCCCUACUCCGAGUCAGAAAACUGGAAUCCGUCCCCCGCCCAGAUCGUGCGGCCCAAUUCCACCCCGGGACAGCUCUCAUCAAGUCCGCCUGUAAAGUAUGAUGAGGGCUUACGCCAUGGUUCCUUUAGCGCCCCCAUGUCCCAGGCACACCUGUUUGCAGGUUCGGCUCGCAUUUCGGGUCAGCAUGAUCGUAGGUCGAUCUCAGGCAUAAAGACCGAGUGGGGUUUCCAAAACUCGGACUUUGUCCUCCCCUCUGGAAAUCCUCAGUACUCCCCCUCCCUCCCCCCCAACAUCGCACGAUCACCCCUACCCAGCGAGGAGGAGAAAAAGGCCCUGUGCCACGCCACGGGUCUCUCCAUGAGCCAGGUCUCCAACUGGAUGAUCAACGCUCGUCGCCGCAUCCUCGCCCCCGCACAUCGCGCCGCGUCGGGCCCAACCACCACCGCACCCUUCCCCCCUUCCGGAAGGAGCGCCUCCCUCUCUGGUAUCCUCGAUCCCAUCGGCAGACGCGCCUCCAUGCCCGCCGCCGAUGCCCUCCAGCUCUACCACCCCAUGACCCUCCAGUCCAUGCCCAACAGCCCCAACGGCCACCACCACCACUCAUCCGAGUACGUCGGCAGCUCGACGCGGCAUCUGCUGAGCAGCAUGCCCUCGCGCUCGUCGCACCAUACCCUCUCCGGCCUCCCAGAGUACGCUAGCUCGACAGGCAGCGGGGGACGGCAUAUGGGUGGGGGCGGUGGAGGCUACCCUGGCCAGGGCGGUCACGGUGGGUCGGGCUCGUCUCAGUACAUGUCCUCGGACGUGCCGCUGUCCGCGCCGCCGUCGCUCUCGGGGAACCCUUUCUCGUCGCACGGCUCGUCGACCCAGCAGGGCGGCGGCGGGAGCAACAUGUACCCGCCGCUCCUCCCCAGCCCGCGUUCGUCCGGCGCGCAGCAGCAGCCGUACUACAGCGACGGGGGGCCCUCGCAUUCCAGCUCGGGGUCCGGGUCGGGAUACGGCACGCCCCAGUAA